This is a messenger RNA of Penicillium canariense, 1164 nucleotides long. Its product is annotated as sarcosine oxidase. The record is from RefSeq and is a predicted model, not a curated record. The transcript has 2 exons. The coding region runs from base 1 to 1164 and encodes 387 amino acids. Gene Ontology annotation, molecular function: sarcosine oxidase activity; flavin adenine dinucleotide binding. NCBI's taxonomy places the organism in Eukaryota, Fungi, Ascomycota, Eurotiomycetes, Eurotiales, Aspergillaceae.
AUGACGGACGGCUUGUUCUUGGGCUUUUUGAUAUCGCAGUCGUUCGGACUUGGCGUCCAUGGAAGUGCUGCAGCGUACCAGGCGGCGCUGAAAGGCGCCAAGGUUCUCGGAUUAGAGCAGUUCGAGUUCGGACGCGUCCGUGGAGCGUCCCACGACACAUCUCGCAUCGUUCGCAAAUCUAAUUCGGAGCCUGAAUAUGUCGCCCUUGUCAAGUCUGCCUAUAAAGAUUGGGCAGAGCUGGAGGAACUUACCGGCCAGAAGUUGUUGACAACCACUGUUGGCCUUUUUUCCCUGCCCAAGGACGCCCCGAUUCCAUCCAGCAACUACACAAGAAGCUUGGCUGCAAAUGACGUUCCGCACGAGAUUUUGAGUAGUAAAGAGGUGAUGCAAAGGUGGCCUCAGUUCGAUAUCCCCGAUACGGUGCAAACUGUCUAUGACCCUGCCACUGGAAUUGUUCACGCCAACAAAACGGUAGCAGCGAUGCAAUACUUGGCGCGAUUCAAGGGCGCUGUCCUAAAAGACCAGACGCUGGUGGAGCGUAUUAUACCCAAAGCUGGCGGAGAAGUCUUGAUCGCCACACCAAAAGGAACCUUUCACGUCCGCAAGCUAAUCCUCACAACUGAUGCAUGGACAAACAGGCUCCUUGAACCGCUAGGGACACAGAUUCCCCUACGGGUAAUGCAAGAACAAAUCACCUAUUUCAAGCCCACCGAACCAGCCGAGCUCGAAAACCCCCGCUUCCCCGUUUGGAUCUGGGGCGGCCCGCAAAGCUACUAUGGCUUUCCUUGCUACGGCGAACCAACAAUCAAGGCGGGCCAUGAUUGCGCGAAUAACUUCAUGUCGCCCGAGGAAAGGACCUACGUACAUUCACCGCGACUGCAAAGGGAAUUGUCAGAGUGCCUUCAAAAGUUCAUGCCUGACUGCGGUCGCCAGCCGCUACGUACCAUUACCUGCCAGUAUACUAUACCACCCGACCGACGCUUUAUUAUUAGUCCAUUGGAGCAGAAUAAGGAUAUUAUUGUUGGGCUGGGCGCCGCCCAUGCUUUCAAAUUUGCGCCCGUUUUUGGUCGUGUGCUGGCGGAGCUUGCAAUCGAUGGAAAGACCGACGAGGAUAUCUCAAAGUUUGGCAUUCCGAAAAAUGUCAGUGCCGCUCCGAAAAUUUGA